Messenger RNA from Acanthochromis polyacanthus (spiny chromis), 1590 nucleotides. RefSeq names its product coiled-coil domain-containing glutamate-rich protein 1-like. The record is from RefSeq and is a predicted model, not a curated record. Lineage: Eukaryota; Metazoa; Chordata; Actinopteri; Pomacentridae.
CAGCAGGGGGCGGGGCGGCUCAGAUGGAUCAGCUGAUGCAGCUCUGAGGUUGUGGUAGACUGGAUCUUAACUCCCGGACCUCAGCAGCCCCUCAGUUCUCCCUGCAGGCUGCACCCGGACUGAGCCGGACCGGACCGGAGGAGAGACCGAAGCCCAGAGCCAAGCUGGGGGAGGACCAGCAGGCGAUGCAGCAGCCGGAGCUGAAGAAGAGCAGCGGACGGACUGUGAAAAGGUAGAAGAACCGGAGGAGGUCUGGACCCGGAGUGGCUCUCUGCCGCCCGGACCAUGUGAGACCCAGACCACGUCCUGAGAGAUGCCGGGCCGGAGGUUCUGGCUGCAGGAGCUGAAGGAGCGGAGGAAGCCCGGACUGUCCCGGAGCGGCGGGGGGCGGCGGGCCACGGGGAGAGGCGGGUCCCGGGGCCAUUGUGCACCGAACGGACCGGUGCUGAGACCCGUCAACGUGAAGGGGAACCGGGCCCGGGGCAUGCGGGCCCAGAACACCAACCAGUUCCUGAUGCACGAGAAGUACCAGAUGAUGCACCUCCGGUCCGACUCGGUAGGGGGCGACAGCUGCAGCUCCGACAGCGACCCAGACCUCACCGACAUGGACUCAUACCUGGGGGUCCUGGAGAAUGCCAGAGGAGCUCUGCUGGACAGUCCGAACCCGCACGGGUCCAGCACCCCAGGACCCUUCCUGGUUCUGCAGGAGGGUCUGGUUCUGGACCAGGAGGGUCUGGUUCUGGACCAGGAGGAGCUGGUUCUGGACCAGGUUCUGCAGGAGGAUAGCCUGCAGUACUUCCCCUCUGAGGACGACCUGCUGCAGAGCCAGAACUUCAUGCAGAAGGACUUUGUGGACUUCUGUGACGUUCUGACGCCCUGAAGGAGACUUUAGGAGACAUUUUGUUCUCAGCAGGUCUGUGGACCAGAACCAGGUCCAGGAGCCUUCAAAGACCACAUUCCCAGAAGGAGGUUCUUUAGCAGAAUCAAACUUUUUCAAGCUUUGUGUUUUUUGUGUGACAUUUCUGCAUUUUUUAUGAGAUUGUAAAGAACAAUGCUUUAAGGUUUAACUCACAGGAUGUACUGGGCUGUGUGUGUGUGUGUGUGUGGUGUGCCCAUGUUUUUGCUAUAUUGUGGGGACCAAAUGUCCCACAACUGUAGGAAAACCGAAAACUAUGUCACUUGUGGGACCUCAUUUCGGUCCCCACAAGUUUAAACAGUGUUUUCUUGGCCAUGUUGUUGUUACUGAAAAAAGUAAAAGUGCAAAAAUGUUUCUUUAGGGUUAGCCAUUGUUUUGGUCUGGGUUAAGGUUAGGUUUAGGGUUAGGGUUGGGUUAGGGUUAGGGUUAGGGGUUAGAUAUGAAUGGGAGUCAAUGGUAAGUCCCACUAGGAUAGGAGCCCAACUUGUGUGUGUGUGUGUGUUGGGAAACAAAACGACAAUAAAAGUCAGACAAAAACAACAAAAACAAGAUAAAAUAUGACAAAAAUGAGACAAACGACACGAAACAAAACAAAAAAGAGACAGAAAUUUGACAAAAAGUUGCAAAAUGACAAAAACAAGAGAGAAAACUACACAAAUGAGUCCUAAAGCAAG